AUGGGGAAUAGUAUAAGGUGUUGUUUGGGUUGUGUACUUCCAUGCGGAGCCCUAGACUUGAUCCGUAUCGUGCAUUUGAAUGGGUACGUUGAGGAAAUAACACAUCCGGUCACCGCAGGAGAUAUCCUCAAGGCCAACCCUAAUCAUGUGCUAAGCAAACCAUGCUCCCAUGGUCAAGCUGUUGUACGCGAAAUUGUGAUCCUUUCUCCAGAAUCUAAGCUUAGAAGAGGCUGCAUUUACUUUCUGAUCCCACAGAAGAAAAAGAGCGCCAUCCACCAUAACAAUGUCGGAAACUGCAACAUUAAUGAUGUUUCCGAUUGUCAUCCUUCUAACCUACCAAAUGUUGAUAUUUCAAAAAAGAAACAUUCCUCGCGUAAGGAUUGCCGCCACCUGCACAGUCACAUUGGAGUAUGGCGGCCUCAUCUGGCCAUCAUCUCCGAAGACUAA
Messenger RNA from Gossypium arboreum, 447 nucleotides. RefSeq lists its product as uncharacterized. The transcript has a single exon. The record is from RefSeq and is a predicted model, not a curated record. NCBI's taxonomy places the organism in Eukaryota, Viridiplantae, Streptophyta, Magnoliopsida, Malvales, Malvaceae. Bases 1 to 447 code for a protein of 148 amino acids.